Salvia hispanica is the source of this 932-nucleotide messenger RNA. Its product is annotated as Pathogenesis-related thaumatin superfamily protein. The record is from RefSeq and is a predicted model, not a curated record. Lineage: Eukaryota; Viridiplantae; Streptophyta; Magnoliopsida; Lamiales; Lamiaceae.
GCUACCUUUGCAAGCAAAAUGAAAUCCUCAGCCUUCUUUAUUUCCCUUGUUUGGCUCCUCAUUUCAUCAGGGCAUGUAAGUGCAUGCACAUUCUACAUUAGCAACAAUUGCCCAUUCCCCAUAUGGCCCGCCACGGCCCCCAACACGGGCCACCCCAUCAUCGCGGGAGGCGGCUUCCACCUCCCGCCCGGCCGAACCCACAAAUUCCCCGCCCCGGGAGACUGGUCGGGCCGGAUCUGGGCCCGAACCGGAUGCAAUUUCAACGCCGCCAACAACCAACCCGCCUGCGAAACCGGCGACUGCGCCGGCAAACUCGAGUGCGGCGGCGCCAUCGGUCUCCCGCCGGCCACUCUCGUCGAGUUCACUCUUCAGGCCGACAAGCGGAAGCCGAGCUUCUACGACGUCAGCGUGGUGGACGGCUACAACCUCCCCGUGGCCGUCUCGACGCGGCCCUCUGACGCGAAGUGCGGCAUCGGAGGGUGCGUGAGGGAUGUGAAGGCGGCGUGCCCGGAGGAACUGCAGGUGAGGAACCGGAGAGGGGAGGUGGUGGCGUGCAAGAGCGCGUGCUUGGCUUUCGACGUCGACGCGUUUUGUUGCCGGAACGAGUAUGGGAGUCCGGCCAAGUGCAGGCCUAAUGAGUACUCCAAGAUGUUCAAGCGCGCCUGCCCGGCGUAUGUUAGCUACGCUUUCGACACGCCGUCGCCGCUUGUCAACUGCCCUUCGGAUGUUUAUGUUGUCACUUUUUGUCCCGGUGGUGUCGCCGCCGCGGAAUAGAGGUUAUUGCAUACAUGGUUGUGGUCGAAGUUAGUACUAAUAAACAUGAAACAAAUAGAGUAGUACUUGUUCUCUUGUAAUACUACUAAGAUUAAAAAGCUACUACAAAUUGAGUUUAUUAUUAUAUUGUUGAAAUGAAUUUUAAAAUAUGGAUCUCA